Pyricularia grisea is the source of this 2229-nucleotide messenger RNA. RefSeq lists its product as uncharacterized. The coding region runs from base 605 to 1495 and encodes 296 amino acids. Gene Ontology annotation, cellular component: endoplasmic reticulum membrane. The record is from RefSeq and is a predicted model, not a curated record. Gene Ontology annotation, biological process: protein folding. NCBI's taxonomy places the organism in Eukaryota, Fungi, Ascomycota, Sordariomycetes, Magnaporthales, Pyriculariaceae. The transcript has 6 exons.
CCCGGUUGCAAAGUGGAGUUUGACUAGCCUUUUUUUGCAGCGCUGAGAAUUCACCAGGACGGCAAGGAGCACCGGCGUUAAAAUUAGGGAGCCUCCCCCAUCUGAUUCCAUCCCGACUCGCUGUCUGUGCUUUGGAGCAUGUACCAACGAGGUGGGCUUCUCACAAUCUGACCAGAAAGAACCGACAUUGCCACGACAACAACCUCUGCACCACCCCAUCUUCAACCUCUGAGCUUCGCGCACCUAUACGGCCAGAAACGAAAUACAAUCAGCGAUCGGACGAAGAGUUCAGAUUCAUUCAAUUGAUCCUAUCUUUCUUUCUUUUUCUUUUCUGACAAUACGAAGGUGGAGAACUACUUCGGACCAAUUGUGCAUUCGACUGUGCAACGCCUUCCCAGCCACUUUGACGCGUCCGAUUUCGAAUUUUCGACCCGAUCAUCAACCACCACCAUCACCUUCUCGGCCGACGUACGGUUGGGACAGUCAGGCGUGCGACGGAUCAGUGUGCUACGGGUACAACGGUUACUCGCGAUAGAAACGAGGAGAAUAGCUAGGGAGCGUCGGAGGAUUUGGCACAACUGCGCUCUGCGCGACAAAAUCCCAAAUGUCGGGAUUCGGCAAUUUCGGCCCCUUUUGUGAGGGUUCAACCUUGCCUGUUUGCAAUGUUCUCAACAAGGACGCCACGGGACAAGUUGGGGGAUGGGGAGGGUGCAACCUGAAGGGCAUAGCACUGCCUAGUAACCAGUACCUCGGAAACUUAGGUGUAAUUUUGGUAUGCGUUGUCGCUAUCGUGGUGGCGAUAUAUCUGCUGCUACGGUCAGAACGCAAGAAGGCUGCAGUCGGACGAAGAGAGAUGCAACUGUUCUUGUUGGGCUACAUUGUAAUCCAAAUCUGCGAGAUCUUCACUGUUGGCGAAAUUUCACCCCUGUCCGAGACAGUUCGAGUGGCAUUUACUGGUAUUCAUCUCGGCUUUAUCAUCGCAACAACAUGGGUGCUCAUGCUCAACGCAGUCGUGGGCUACCAGAUCAUUGAUGAUGGCACGCCACUGUCUCUCGGGCUACUGUUGCUUUCAGCCCUAGUUCUCUUAAUCGGCACGGGGUACAUCACCCUAGAUACAGGCUUUGGAUGGACUGGUUACUGGAACUCGAGCCGGGAGGGGCCCGAUUAUCGUCACAUCGCCCUCUACGUUCUAUACCAGUUGGCCCCCCUUAUAUUCAUUGUUGCCUUUUUUGUCCUCGAGGCAAUUUUGGUGUUGAGAGUACUUCAGGAGACGAAGCCGAUGAUUUACCUGGUCGGCGCUGGCCUCCUGUUCGCUCUGGGACAAAUCUUCAACUACGUUGUCAGCAGGUACAUUUGCAACGGCACCAACGGCAGCAUCGACGGAUCGCUUUUUCAGACCAUCUUCACCCUGGCAUCCGUUGUUAUGGUAUGGAUAUUCUGGUCAAGCAUCACUGAGGAUGACUGGCCAAUGCCAGUGGGUUCAACUUACCCAUAGGAUGGGACUACCUUGGGCAACCUCCAGGGCAGUGGCGAGAAGCCAGAAUCAUCUUGAGAUAACAAGAACAACCAUCAGCAUAUGAAAGAAAAUCACGCCGAAGAAAAAGAGAAAAACGAAAAAGGGAAUUUAAAGUGCGACUCUGCGGAGGCUUAUACCUCGGCAAUUCUCAUCACUUAAAAGCCGGUUAGGGAUGAGGGCCCCUAAGAAGGUGUACAUGCAAUGCCCUCAUCCUUUUAUAACCAUUAACGAAAUAAUCAAUUCAAUCUUCACGACAACCUACCUACUGCGUCUCCAUCAUUCAGUCAUUUGCGGCGGUACACAAGCAACCUGCCGAAAAAAACUAGCCUCGACUGGCGGCACCAAUCUGAACUGCCACGAAUCCCAGUCUCAGUUCAUACUUGAGUGGAUUCUGGCGCCUUUGUCCAUACGUCUGGUGUGAUCGUGGGAGGGGACUGUCGAGAAAGCAUUGGUUCUAAUAACUUGUACAGAACACGAUGGGGAGUUGCGCGUGUGAUGUACGGAGACGUUUUGUAUGCCUCCUUGACGAUGACUUGUAUAGCGGUUCUAUAUAGCCGUAUUUUUGGUUUUGUGCUUUUUUACCGUCAGUCUGUAGCGGAAAUAUGUAUACCCCUUGUUUCUAGAUAGUCUAUUUCUCGAUUAUGAACAUUAGGGCAGGGCAAUGUGCUUAGUACAGUGGUAAUCUGAUAUACAAGAAACUUGACCCUUUGCAG